Toxotes jaculatrix (banded archerfish) is the source of this 2231-nucleotide messenger RNA. Its product is annotated as cytochrome P450 2J2. The transcript is spliced from 9 exons. Gene Ontology annotation, biological process: xenobiotic metabolic process. Gene Ontology annotation, molecular function: iron ion binding; heme binding; oxidoreductase activity, acting on paired donors, with incorporation or reduction of molecular oxygen, reduced flavin or flavoprotein as one donor, and incorporation of one atom of oxygen. NCBI's taxonomy places the organism in Eukaryota, Metazoa, Chordata, Actinopteri, Toxotidae. Gene Ontology annotation, cellular component: cytoplasm; intracellular membrane-bounded organelle. Bases 1 to 1482 code for a protein of 493 amino acids. The record is from RefSeq and is a predicted model, not a curated record.
AUGAUUUUUCAAGCAAUUUUUGAUUGUAUGGGCUUUAGCGGGUGGCUCUUGUUUGGUUUUGUGUUGUUACUUUUGACUGAUGUGGUGAGGAACUGGAAGCCUCACAACUUUCCACCUGGACCCUCGGCUGUGCCUUUUCUGGGAAAUAUCUUUACUGGAGUUGACUUCAAAACAAUGGAGAAGCUGGCUCAGGAGUACGGCCCCGUGUUUAGCUUGAGGAGAGGCAGUGAGAGGAUGGUGUUUAUUUCAGGAUACAAGAUGGUCAGAGAGGCUCUUGUCAACCAGCUGGACAGCUUUGUUGAUCGACCUAUCGUUCCUCUUUUCCAUGUUGUCUUUAAGGGCCUCGGCUUAGCUUUGAGCAGUGGUUACCUGUGGAAGAAACAGAGGAAGUUUGCCAACAGUCACCUGCGUUACUUUGGAGAGGGCCAGAAAUCGUUGGAAAGAUAUAUUGAAGUUGAAAGCAACUUUCUUUGUGAAGCGUUCAAAGAGGAACAAGGAAGACCAUUCAACCCCCACUACACCUUAACCAAUGCAGUGAGUAACAUCAUCUCCUCUGUGGUCUUCGGACAUCGCUUUGAAUACAGCGAUCAAAGCUUUCGCAAGUUUCUGGAAUUAGACAACGAGGCCAUUGUGCUCGCUGGCUCUCCUCGGACUCAGCUGUAUGAUGCCUUCCCUGGUUUGAUGAAGUACCUGCCAGGACCUCACCAGACUGUCCACAGAAACUACAAAGAGCUGACAACGUUCCUGAGAAAGGAAAUAGAGAAGCACCAGGAGGAGUGGAACCCUGAUGACCCUCGCGAUUACAUCGAUGUUUACCUGCAAGAGAUGGAGAAGAAAAAAGAAGAUCCUCAGGCUGGCUUCAGCAUCGAAACCCUGCUGAUAUGCACCCUCGACCUGAUGGAGGCUGGGACAGAAACGACUGCCACCACUCUACGCUGGGCGCUCGCGUACAUGAUACACUACCCAGAGAUUCAGAAGAAAGUCCAGGAAGAGAUAGACAGAGUGAUUGGACAGUCUCGUCAGCCCACCAUGGCCGACAGACCCAACAUGCCCUACAGUGACGCUGUCAUCCAUGAGAUUCAAAGGACAGGAAAUAUUGUUCCAUUGGGAUUCCCCAAAAUGGCCAGCAAAGACACUACACUGGCAGGAUACUUCAUACCCAAGGGCACAGCUAUUACUACAAUACUAUCUUCUGUGCUGUUUGAUAAGAAUGAGUGGGAGACGCCCGAUACCUUCAAUCCCGAGCAUUUCUUGGAUUCAAAGGGCCAGUUCCGCAGGAGAGAUGCCUUCUUGCCAUUUUCAGCAGGUAAACGUAUGUGUUUAGGGGAGAACCUGGCCAAAAUGGAGCUCUUCCUUUUCUUUACAUCUCUCCUCCAACGCUUCACCUUCUGUCCCGUUCCCGGAGAAAUGCCCAGCUUGGAGGGUGUUCUGGGCUUCACCCACUCCCCAGCCAUAUUCAGGAUGCUAGCCAUACCUCGCUGAUUUUCUCCACCUCUUCAGUUAUUCCCAUCCCAACCAUAAAACCAGCACAGAUGAGUGGGAUCUCCACAUUCUUUUUGUGACCACAAAAUCAAAGAUCCUGGAACUUAGAAGCAGUAGAGAAUAUUAAAAGCCCAUCAUCUUUUGUGAAGUAAUAACGAAAUGACUGUAUAGCCAACCUGCAACUGAAAAAUUAUUUGCAUAAUAUGCUAUUUGAACAUUUUACUUUUUAUCAAGAUUCAGUUUAGCUUUACAAACAUUAAGUCACAGGAGUGUGGACUAGUCUGGUUACCUUUAGUUUGAUUGUUACAGGUAAUUAAAGCUCUUUUGUCAGUCCACCCACAGCAAUAUUUUCACUUAUUGUGCCUGUGUAACUCUCUUCUGUGUUCCACUUAAAACUCCCCUUUUAGUUUUGUUGCACAGACUACUAACCCAGCCUCACUACAAAUGUUACAGUUAUAUAUAUAUAACAAAACUACUCUACAAUAUACAUGUACAGAUGCAUUAACUAUUACUGGCGUGACAAGCUUUUGCUUUUAUGACACUGUAAAAUUAACAUAUAACAUUCAUAAACUGUUUAUCCAUUAAGUGUUACAUAAGGUAAUAAGCUUUUAUUGGCUUCAUCAUUUAUCAGUAUUGAACCUCAAUAGUUCAUGGUAUAUUGUCCAUUAAUAUUUCCAUUACAUCAGGAUGAGUUACGCAUUAGCUGCACAUUAAUUAAGCACUGGUUCUGUUUUCUGAAGGUUUUACCC